Messenger RNA from Harmonia axyridis, 3828 nucleotides. It is a transcript of the gene pHCl-1, whose product is annotated as glutamate-gated chloride channel. The record is from RefSeq and is a predicted model, not a curated record. NCBI's taxonomy places the organism in Eukaryota, Metazoa, Arthropoda, Insecta, Coleoptera, Coccinellidae. Gene Ontology annotation, molecular function: extracellular ligand-gated monoatomic ion channel activity; chloride channel activity; neurotransmitter receptor activity. Bases 655 to 2145 code for a protein of 496 amino acids. Gene Ontology annotation, cellular component: neuron projection; synapse; membrane. The transcript has 17 exons. Gene Ontology annotation, biological process: chloride transmembrane transport; signal transduction; chemical synaptic transmission.
UGUUUUUAGUAGAUUUCGCGGACAUUUUGUCACGAGAGAUGAAUUUUAUUGUGCUAAAUGGAAGAGGAUUUUGAACAAAAAUAAUUUAUAGCUGAUGGAUUGUAUUAUAUUCAAGUAGAAGUCUGGAAUUCUCACUCAUUAUUUGCUAUUUUGGAAAUGACAAGAUGUAAUGGCUCAUGGAUAUUUUCAAAAUGUUGGAGCAAAAGUAUGUAAUUCUCACUGAUAAUUUUCCAUUGGGAUUUUUGUUGAGAGAGUAUGAAAAAGGUAAAAAGACGUCUUUGAACUGCAUAGGCACUCACCAUGACCCCAAAAUCAGUGCCAAGUCUUGAUCUAUCACUUCUUUUGGUGAAAAGAUCUAAUGACUGAUAGAUAUUUGUAUGAUGAUGGAACAGAAGUCUUGAAUGCUGACUGAUCAUUUGCAAUUAGGUUUUUUUUUGAGAGAAUAAAAGAAAGAAAAAUAAAAACACGUUUUCGAAAUGAACAGAUACACAACAGGACUAGAACAUUUUUGGAAAAGAGGGGGUAAGGAAGGAACUCACAAGCAAGCCGCUGAAGGUUUAACUGUGUCAAGAGGAAAAUGAUACGACCAGUAUAGGUGAGCCUUUAGCUCACCUCGCUCAGGAAUUCAUAGUCCCCUUUGGAAGAUGUCUUAAUAUGGGUCAGCCUUGGAUGCUAAUUCCAGCAGCUGCCAUUCUACUUGUAACAAGGCAAACAGAAGCCCUAUCUGAUAUCUUCGAAGAGGGAAAAUCGGACAAAGAGAUACUCGAUCACUUACUUAAGGCUACACGUUAUGAUAAGAGACUAUUACCGCCAGUGCAAGGAACUUUAACAGUGAACGUCAGCGUGCUCCUGCUCAGUUUGGCGUCCCCCGACGAAUCGAGCUUGAAAUACGAAGUAGAGUUCCUACUUCAGCAGCAGUGGUACGACCCCCGCCUGAGGUACUCAAACCAAAGCAGAUACGAGUUUUUGAACGCAAUACACCACCACAACGACAUCUGGCUGCCAGAUACUUAUUUCAUAAUGCAUGGAGAUUUCAAGCAUCCCCUUAUACCCAUGCAUUUCGCCCUAAGGAUCUAUCGUAACGGCAGUGUGAACUACCUCAUGAGGAGACACCUCAUUCUUUCGUGUCAAGGCAGUUUGAACAUAUUCCCUUUCGAUGACCCUGUAUGUUCUUUCUCGAUGGAGAGCAUAUCCUACGAAAUCAACACGAUCGAAUACGUGUGGAAGAACGACGAAGACGUCCUGAGGAAGUCCACCAGCCUCAAAACCUUGAACGCUUACCUCAUAGCCAACAAGACGAUAGAGUGUCCUGUUAAAUCGAGCUGGAGGGGUAACUACAGCUGCCUUGAAGUCGAUCUUACAUUCACUAGAGAUAGAUCAUUUUACUUUACAACAGUGUUCAUACCUGGGAUAAUAUUAGUUACAUCUUCUUUUAUAACAUUCUGGUUAGAAUGGAAUGCAGUGCCUGCAAGAGUUAUGAUAGGUGUUACUACAAUGCUCAAUUUUUUCACAACAUCGAACGGCUUCAGAUCCACAUUACCAGUAGUGUCCAACCUUACGGCCAUGAAUGUUUGGGACGGUGUGUGUAUGUGCUUUAUUUACGCAUCUCUCCUGGAGUUCGUUUGUGUGAACUACGUGGGUAGAAAGAGGCCGCUGCACAACGUGGUUUAUAUACCGGGGGAGAACCCUGUCACUCAGCGACUGCCCGCUGUACUAAGCAGGAUAGGCAUUAUUCUCGCCAGCCCCUUGGAGUCGAUAGAACAAGAGUAUUUUUCGUCCUUUUGUGAGCCACCUGUCAGACGUCAAAGUAUGAACACAAUUAUGGUGUGUACCUACCAAAAACUCUUAUGUCCUCCAAUUUUUCUGUAUCUUUAUAACGGUGAUAGGAAACGAAGUGCCAGGAUACCGAACGAAAUGGUUUCCUGUACCAACUGCGGACCUAGCCCAUGUACCCACACGGCUACCAACAGCUGCCCAUCGGAGUCUUGCUUAUUACAGGUGCGGAAGAAAGAGCCUCCACAUCCGAUCAGAGUGGCUAAAACCAUAGACGUGAUCGCUAGAGUCACCUUUCCCACAGCCUUCGCAGUUUUCUUGGUCUUCUUCUUCUACCACUACAAAAGCUACAGCAGACAGCAGGACGAUUGAAAAACUGAAUUUCAGUGAUGAAGGACAGGUGAUCCGGAUAUGGACAACGUAAAAGUUCCUUUAUAAAACGUGCAAGAACGUUAUACGCACAAACGUCAGCCCAAAGGGUGCAAUAUUACAAUAUAGCAAUCAUUGCAAUUCAACGAAUCAAUGUACAAGUGUUCUUCAAAAUGAGUUUCCACGUGAGAGGUGCUAAUUUUUGGAGAAGGCAGAUAUAGUUAUUAUUAUUAAUCGCCUGAACACACAAUUUUCAUUUACAGUACUUUCAUAUUUUCGUAGAUGGCAAACUUGGAAUAUUCUUGACUUGUCUUUUUGCAAAAUGAAUGUGAAGUUUGCAUCACCCCAAAUAUUGUCUCUUUUAUGGAUGCGAUGUAGCACUUGAAGAGUUGUUUGUUAUGUAUCUCGGAAAUAAGCAAUCCAGAAUAAGAAAUUAACAAGAGAUACAAGGUAUUAUUAUAAGAGAUAUUACAAGCAGAGCUGACGAAUACUCUCAAAAAAUUUGUUGUACAAGAUAAAUUCUUCUUUAAAGAAGGAUCUCUAGUUACUAUUAAAAAAAAGGACUUUAAAUAUUUAAUUUUCUAGCUGCUAGAAAGAUACUUUUUCAGAUCCUUCAUAGCACAGCAUUCAUAGCAGAUAAAGUCUCUAGAACACAAGAUACAGUUCUUUUUGGUAUUCUCUUCAUUGUUUGAGAUUUUCGGCAUUUAAAACACCAAUUUGCUAUUUAAGGCACUUUUUCGUAUUUAAAAUAACGAGUUUUACCAAUAGAAAUGAUACAAUUCAGAAUGGUUAUGAUGGCAACACUGAGCAGUAAUUUUUGACAUUUCUUAUGUCAUUUGUGUUCAAUAGGUUAUGUCAUUUGAUCAUGAAAAGAUGCACACUUGAACCACGUUUAGAAAUUGUUUUAUCGAAUUCAGUGCACAUUUAUGAAUGGUGAAUAGCUAUUUAACAAUUUCUAAACGUUGUUGAAGCGGGUUUCUUUCUAUGAUCGAAUGACAUAACCUGCUGAAAACAAAUGACAAGAGAAAUGUCAAAAAAUAAUACACGGUGUUGCCAUAACAACCAUUUCAAACUGUAUAAUUCCUACUGGGAAAACUUUUCAGUGUCUAUGGUACUUUUUGGUACUUUUUUGUGAUGUAUCUGAGAUUUUAGUUACUUGAUGCAAAAAUAAAAAGAACUAAGAUGAAGCAAUAACUUAGAUUUCAAAGUAACUAAAAUACGUUUUCCUGUUGGCUCUGCGCACAAGUCAAUAAAUCCUGACAAUCCUUUCAAAAAAUUCUCAAUUGCUGCAUCGGAUAAGCCUUCAUUUCUCCAAAAACUGUGUGUAGGUACACCGUUUUCUGCCCAGGUUUUUCCAUUCCAGUUUUUAACUUAGAAUAUAUUUUACUUGCUGCUCAAAGGCGUUUUGCUAGCUGUAAUAAUUGUGAAAAAAAGUCGCUAUUAUAGUCUUUGUUGUUAUAUUUCGAUAUGGUUCUUCAUAUUUGUGAUUAAUUUUUCGUUAUCUCGAAAGUUCGUCAAACGUGUAACGAGAGAUAUAUUUGUAAAUAUUCGAUUUUAUGUAAUCGACAGCUUUUUCUCUAGACUAUCCUAGGAUUUAGGAUUAAGUAGUAUUUCUACCUAUUCGAAAGACUGUCUUCAAGAAGAACUCGAACGAAAAUUCAACACACGAAGUUGAUGAAAAUAAAA